AUGAAGGUGUACAAGGUGUCAAUCGGAGCGGCAUGCGCGCUGGACUGGCCGUCGGACCGCAUGGUGAUCCAGGUGCUUGACGACUCCACCGACCCCGUUGUAAAGGAGUUAGUGAACACCGAGUGCCAGAGAUGGAAGGGCAAAGGUGUGAACAUCAGGUACGAGGUCAGAGGAAACCGCAAGGGGUACAAGGCCGGUGCGCUCAAGCAAGGGCUGAUGCGCGACUAUGCGCAGGAGUGCGAGUUCAUCGCCAUGUUCGACGCCGACUUCCAGCCUGAGUCCGACUUCCUCCUGCGGACCGUCCCCUUCCUUGUGCACAAUCCUGCCAUUGCCCUCGUCCAGACUCGCUGGAAAUUCGGAACAGCUGGUGUUUGGAGGAUCUCGGCAAUCAAUGAUGCCGGGGGGUGGGAGGACCGGACGACGGUGGAGGACAUGGACCUGGCUGUUCGUACAUCGCUGCUGGGCUGGAAGUUCGUGUAUGUAGGCGCCGUCAAAAUACCUCUCUGGGGUGUGGUCUACGUUCCAACUAUUAUCACCCUCUGCAAGGCUCUUGGAUCACCAAGGUAA
Molecule: messenger RNA, 567 nt
Organism: Triticum turgidum subsp. durum (durum wheat)
Lineage: Eukaryota; Viridiplantae; Streptophyta; Magnoliopsida; Poales; Poaceae
Source: the annotation of a GenBank genome assembly